This is a messenger RNA of Aspergillus welwitschiae, 482 nucleotides long. RefSeq lists its product as uncharacterized. The record is from RefSeq and is a predicted model, not a curated record. Bases 27 to 284 code for a protein of 85 amino acids. The transcript has 2 exons. Lineage: Eukaryota; Fungi; Ascomycota; Eurotiomycetes; Eurotiales; Aspergillaceae.
GUCAAUUAACACGAAUCAACAUCACUAUGACUUAUCUCAACAAGUUUGUUCAGACGCCCAGGCGGGCGCGUCACUUCACCGCCUUCUGGUCGGUCCCUCUAAUUGUUUGUUGUUGUCCUGGGCCAUCAACAUUUGCUGAUGCUCGGGUAGGCCCGGGACUAGUCCUUAUGAGGAAGCUGGGGUCUCCGAAUGCGCACCGAAGGAAUAUUUUUGCCCUCGGGUUUCGACCUUUGGGCGUCGGACGUAAGGCAACGAGAUCAACACAUGAGUGUACUGGCAUUUGAAUAUACUAAUACCCCGAGUCACUGCAAAAAUGAGCCUCGUCGCUCGCGAUUGAUAAUCAUGUGGAUCAAUGGUCUAUGCUUUUCGUAUACGAAUGGUCAAUGAUAUAUAUAAUAUAACAAUCACUAGCUACUCCCGCGUGUCCGGCACAACCGGCAUUCCACCCCAACAACAAAACCUAUUUCCAAUUCAACCCUACC